AUGGCUACACCCCAUCCUCCUCCUCCCCCAUUACCGCCUCAUCCAUCGUCCACGUCUCCGUCCACCUCCCAAUGCACGACGAUCAACGACCCCAAGCGCGUCUUCCUGCGACGCGACAGUUCGUCGUACAAUAUCUUCCGUGCCUCGCACGGUCGUCCACUCGACGGCCUCCUGCUCUUCCCCGAGCAACCGCGUCAGAUCUUCGUGCUCUCCCUCGUCGUAGCCACGAUAUCGUACUACUCCUUCACCCACGACUCCCCCGACGUGGCGCAGAACGGACGCAACGCGCUGUACGCGGCCGUGCUCGUCUUCCUCGUCUACUGCUUCUUGCAGACGAAGGACGGACUGCUGACGCGGCCGCAUCCAGGCGUCUGGCGCGUCGUGCACGGCUGCUCGGUUGUGUACUUGCUCUUCCUGGCCGCGAUGCUCGUGCAGAACCGACAGAGUGCAGUGCACGCGAUGCAGCUGGUGUUUCCGGAAGUGGGGAGUCGACUCGAAAGGGGUGGAAACCAGCAGGGAACUGCAGGAGGAACUGCGGUGCUGCAGUGUGCAAUGAACUAUGAGGCUUUGAAACGAGGGGUGUCGAGCAUUUGGUUCUUUGCCCAUAUGACGGGCUGGUGGGGCAAAAUGUGCAUGUUUCGGGACUGGCGUUUCUGUUGGGUACUUAGUAUUGCGUUCGAGCUGCUGGAGCUGGCGCUGCAGUUUGUGAUUCCAGACUUUAAAGAAUGCUGGUGGGACUCGCUGUUGCUGGAUAUGCUUGGUGCGAAUUUGCUGGGCAUGUGUCUUGGCCGUGUGACGUUGUGGCUGCUGGAAUCGAAGGAGUACGAUUGGUCGGGCCGCCGAGGCAAGAAGCUGGGCUAUUUUCGCCUGGCACUGAAUCAGUUCACGCCGUUUCAAUGGGAGCAAUAUCACUGGGAAGUGUUUUCAAGUUUCAAGCGCUUUGCGGAGAUUGUCUUUGCAAUGAUGAUGUGUCUAGUCACAGAGCUCAAUGCGUUCUUUAUGCUGACAACGUUGAGCAUUCCGAAAGAGAGCAGCUUCAACUCGUACCGCCUCUUUCUCAUGUUUAUGAUUGGAAUUCCUGCAGCUUCUGAGUACUAUGAGUUCAUCACAAAUCCAAAAUGCUGGCGAUUAGGGCAGAACUCAUGGAUGGUUCUGUCAAUCGCUAUCUUCGAGGUUCUUGUGUGGAUCAAGUUCUCUGCUGACGGCGUGUUGUUCACCCAACCGCCACCAGACUUAGUGAUGUACCCAAUCCUGACGUUCGCAGUCAUGUUCUCGGUCUGGAUGGUGCUCUUCUUCCGAAAUAAGCCACCCCAGCCAGCCUCACGGCGUUCACGCAGACUUGUCACUGGUUGGGGGUACCUCGACGUGCUGUUCUGGGCCUCUUUCACGCCGCUGGUUUUUUUGGCGUCGCAGUGGGCAUUUUAA
Peronospora matthiolae is the source of this 1425-nucleotide messenger RNA. The record is from the annotation of a GenBank genome assembly. NCBI's taxonomy places the organism in Eukaryota, Oomycota, Peronosporomycetes, Peronosporales, Peronosporaceae.